AUGCCGAGGGGCGUGAAAAUUACUCCAUGCAUGGCUGUCUGUCUUGUGUCCGGUGUCCGUCUGCGCGCCCUAAAUACCCAGCAGACUCGAGCCCAUUUCACCAUCUCGGCACCAAAUUGCAAACUAAAACUUGCGCACAACAAGAAGAAGGCUGAAGAGGACUUGAAGGCGGUCAUCGCCCAGUUCGACGUGCAGCCGUCCGAGCCUGCACCGGCGCCAGCGCCAGUGCUCAACGUGGACCCGGUGGAACCCGCAUCCAAGAGGAAGAAGCUUUCGAGAUUGGAGGAACGGCGCGCGGCACGUGUGGCGGCAGCCAGCGAUGGUGGUGCGAGCGGUUCGGUCCAGGCUCAGGGUUCCGCCACGAACCGGCGCGUGCUGAUCGAGCGAGAGGUAUUGGUGUACUUGGCGGAGACGGAACAGGUGGAGGUGGAUGACUUCAACGUCCUGGGGUUUUGGAAUCGGCGGGGCACUGACAGCGUAUGCUCGACGACUGGCAACGUCACAUCCCCGGCAGAAAUGCCCUACCUAGCGUUCAUCGCUCGGUUGUUCCUCGGGAUCGAGGCGAGCAGCUGUCAGGCCGAGCGGAACUUCUCGGCGCUCAGCCACCUGAUCGGCCACCUGCGCUGCAACAUGCUCUCACGGAAGGUUGAGCGCAUGAUGUUGAUUCGGCUCAACAGGCACUUGGUGGACGAGGUCCGCGAAUUGGACGCUGCUGUUUCCCUGGCACGAGCUAAGGCAGCCAAAAGCGCACAGAAAUCAGUGGCCUGUCAAGAGGAGAGGGCGAACAAGUCGAUUGACCUUAGCUUGUAGACGAGGGUACCCAAGUGCACUGUAGUCUGGGUUAGACUAUGCAGGGUGAGAAUUGAUUGAUCUUAGCGUUUUAGAUGCUAUCACGAAUUGCCAUGUGAAGUGUUGACUUCAAUCUGUUGUCGUUCUACAACAAGUUAUGCUUCUGUUUCCCGUGGCAUUCGACGGAUCGCGUUUUGGCGCACUCUUCUCUUUUUGCAUUUUCUUUCUUCUUUAGGUUGCCUUUCGUUUGUCCAUGAACAGCUCGAUUUGACCAUGGGUAUGCAUCGCAUCGUGAAAUCACGAAAUCAUAUGGGAGAUGCAGGCUCUCAAGCGUACAUACAAGAGACAAAAAGCGACCCAUCCUGAAAGAGAGGAAAGAGGUUCGCCGGUUGAUGGGGCGCCAAGGGCACCGAAAUGUAGUUUGGCAUCGCCAUAUUUUAUAUUUUAUAUUUUAUAUUUUGAUAUUCUGGUCUACUCGCAACCCUCGAAGGCGGUGCCGCCAUAUUUCAGUACCGCCACCAAAAAACCGCCAUAUUUGGCAGUACCGGGAACCGCCGGAGACGGUACCGCCAUAUUUCAGUACCGCCAGAAAAAUACCGCCGAAAAAACGAAGUACCGGGAACCGCAAAAAAAAUACC
This is a messenger RNA of Ectocarpus sp. CCAP 1310/34, 1427 nucleotides long. NCBI's taxonomy places the organism in Eukaryota, Phaeophyceae, Ectocarpales, Ectocarpaceae. The record is from the annotation of a GenBank genome assembly.